AUGGCGACCGCUGGGUAUAUACCAGAGCGAGUUGCAGGCCCCCCGCCAUGGCCGAGGAAGCUUCGCGGAGAGGAAGCUUCUUCAUCAACCCUAGGGGAUCAUGAUUGGGAUUCCUCCCUUCUGGACGGCCCUCCCCAUUUUUCUCACUAUUUGAUCGAAGCGCCAGUUCCAUGAUUCCCCCCAGAUUUACGGAGAAUCUCUCCGAUCUUCCCUCCAUUUUUCAUCAGAACAGCAUUUUACAGGUACUGCACAGAGCUGCAGCAGAUCUGCCUCCGGAAGCAUCAUCAUCCAUGGCGCAUGGCCUGGCUCCUUCUCCUGCAAGGCCAAAAGCUCAAUAAAAACCAGAGAAAUGGCACACAAGGAGACAAUGCAGGACUCGGCGCACGCCGGACCAAAUCCACAGCAUCGUCCUUGCAGGAAGGAGUCAUUGGGGAAGAAAAACGAGGAAACCUCUGCAAGAAGAUCCCGGAAACGCUAAUUAAGCCGGAGAGAAGGGUGGCGACUUCGGCAAGGGGAGGUAUCCGUCCUACACCUAAUUCUUCAAAUAACAGCUUGAGAUAG
Messenger RNA from Spirodela intermedia, 561 nucleotides. NCBI's taxonomy places the organism in Eukaryota, Viridiplantae, Streptophyta, Magnoliopsida, Alismatales, Araceae. The record is from the annotation of a GenBank genome assembly.